GCCCGGCUCUCCGGGUUCACUCUCGGUCUUUCACUCCGUGAGACACAGACGGCAGCUUUCCGAGCGAGCGGGGGACAGGCUGAGGCGGCGCUAGCACUACUGCUGCCGCUCGCCCAGAGACGACCUGGGCGCCGGGAGAGAAGGCGAAGCCCGGACCCCCAUCCGCUCUCUCCGUGGAGGUCUCCUGAGCCGACGGGCAGCUCGGCGGCGGCGUGCGACCCCCUUCCCGGCCACUUCGCGGGGCGUGCCAGGACUUGGGGACUCGGCUCGGGAAGAGCCGGGCCGGGAGGCGGCGGCGGCGGCGGAGCGAGGGGGCGCGCACCGGGACUGGAGAGGAGUGAGUGGCGGGCUGGGCGGCGGCGGCCGUAGCCGCGGGUGCCUCCUCGCUUCGCCGCUUCGCAGGCAGCGCCGCCUCCCCGGGCCGCGGCCGCCCGGCCAGGUCCUCUGCGCGUUCCCGGGCCCGGAGCCGGCGCACGAUGCGCCCGGCUGCGUUCUGAUCGCCGCCGCGCCGCCGCCUCUGCCGCGAUGAUCCCCCCCGAGCCGCCGCAGCAGCAGCUGCAGCCGCCGCCGCCAGCCCCGCCGAACCAUGUGGUGACCACCAUCGAGAACCUGCCGGCCGAGGGCAGCGGCGGCGGCGGUGGCGGCGGCAGCCUGUCCGCCUCCUCCCGGGCUGGCGUGCGCCAGAGGAUCCGCAAAGUGCUGAACAGGGAGAUGUUAAUCUCUGUGGCUCUGGGCCAGGUGUUAUCCCUUCUUAUUUGUGGAAUUGGCUUGACCAGCAAGUACCUGUCAGAAGAUUUCCAUGCCAAUACACCAGUCUUCCAGAGUUUCCUCAAUUACAUCCUUCUCUUCUUGGUCUAUACCACCACACUAGCCGUCAGACAAGGAGAAGAAAACCUCCUGGCAAUUUUACGACGAAGGUGGUGGAAGUAUAUGAUCCUGGGACUCAUCGACCUGGAAGCAAAUUACCUGGUGGUCAAGGCCUACCAGUACACGACUCUGACCAGCAUCCAGCUCUUGGACUGUUUUGUGAUCCCGGUGGUGAUUUUGCUCUCCUGGUUCUUCCUGCUGAUCCGGUACAAGGCUGUGCAUUUCCUCGGCAUCUUUGUCUGCAUCCUGGGAAUGGGCUGCAUGGCAGGAGCGGAUGUGCUUGUGGGAAGGCAUCAGGGAGCAGGGGAAAAUAAGCUGGUAGGGGAUCUUCUGGUCCUAGGAGGGGCCACACUGUACGGUAUUUCUAACGUCUGGGAAGAAUACAUCAUCCGAACCCUGAGCCGAGUGGAAUUUCUGGGAAUGAUUGGACUCUUCGGGGCAUUUUUCAGUGGAAUUCAAUUAGCUAUAAUGGAGCACAAGGAGCUGUUAAAGGUGCCCUGGGACUGGCAAAUAGGACUGCUCUACGUUGGCUUUAGCGCCUGCAUGUUCGGUCUGUAUAGCUUCAUGCCGGUCGUCAUAAAGAAAACCAGUGCCACUUCCGUCAACCUCUCCCUGCUCACGGCAGAUUUGUACAGUCUGUUCUGCGGAUUGUUUCUCUUCCACUACAAGUUUUCAGGACUGUAUCUCCUGUCCUUCUUCACCAUCCUCAUCGGGCUGGUGCUCUACUCCUCCACCUCCACGUACAUAGCCCAGGACCCCCGAGUGUACAAGCAGUUCCGCAAUCCCUCGGGACCCGUUGUGGACUUACCAACCACAGCUCAGGUGGAGCCUUCGGUCACCUACACCAGCCUGGGCCAGGAGACCGAAGAGGAGCCCCACGUUCGCGUGGCCUAGGAUGUGGCCCUCCCUGCCCCCUGCGGUCAACUCAGCGGCCGUGUGUUCGCCCUCCAUCUCUGUAUUGUACAUAGAGAAAGGUAUUUAUUAGGUGCGGUUUACACAGGUGGACUGCAAGGUAGCAAAUCCGAAAGCCUAUAAAAGGCACGAGCUGAAGAUCACCGCAGAUACGGGCUCCCAUCCACCUGACUUAGAGAGAUGCCUAGCUAGUGUGUAUCCCGACCACAACCCUCUUGCAUUAAUUACUGUGAAAACUUUUGAAUUAAAAGCAAGUAUUAUUAUUAUUUGUAUUAUUAUUGUUACUGUUAUUACACUAACUUUCAGGAGACUGUUUUGUACUCCUGAUGAGAACUAUUGCCAGACCCACAUGUAGUUAACAUAAAUCCCACUUUUCUAUGGCAAGUCACUUUUUAAGAAUCAUACUUUAUUUUUUUGCACAGUCUAUAUGAGUGCUGCAUGCCACAGGAGCUCCAUCCCUGAGAAGUUUCCUUAUCCUAGGGACCUGGUGGCUAAUGGUUUCCUCUGUUACUUGUUGGAUUGCCUGCUCAAUAAGUAUUUUGUGCUGUGACCAUUGUGGGGAGGGGCAACUGACCAUAUAAUUCUCUAUUCUAGGAAUAGAUAUAAAGCAAACACUUUAGCCUUUUUAUAUUUCACUCUCUGACUACUCCAGGCCAUUGCCUUUCUGUUGUGCCACGUGAUUCUGCUGAUAAAGUCGCUGUAAUAACUGGAUGAGGAAUGUUUCAUUCCUGUGGCUUAUAGGAAACCCCAGAAAUAAUAUCAUAUGUGUUUAGGGUAAUAUAUAUACAUCUAUGUAUUUUAAAUCUUUCUGUCCCUCCCUAUAUCCUCUCUUCCAAAAGUGUAUUGAUUUUACCUUUAAUUCCUAGAUUUCUUGAGUGAUAAUAUGGAAAUUGUUCAAGGCAUUGGAAAAAGCCAUGGCCCUCUGCCCUCUUCAUUGGGUGAGACACUUUUUAAAAUACACCAGCGUGGAAAUUACCCUUAUCGUGGCAUAUCACUGGUUGUGUAGCCUCCCAACAAGGUCAAGGUGCUGAUGUGGAACAGUCUCUGACAAUAGCUUGACUGAUUUCACCAUUUAGUAGUGAUAAAGAUGUCGUGAAUGAAAAAGUUUGGCAAUUGGGUCGUGUUUGGCAUCCCUUCAAUAGCAGAAUAUAGCAACGCCAUAUUCUUAGGGAUACAGAGAAUAUUGCAAGGUCCUGAUAAGGCUUUGAAGCAUAUGUCACUAGUCUAAUUUUGUUGCCCUGAAAGUAGCUCUUUUUUUCAAACACACAAAAAAAUCAAGAAACACUACAGACCUCUUCAAUUUGGAAUAGAUCCUAUGUGUCAGUAUGUGAAACAGUCUUUAAGUUUGGCUGGCUUCAAUACCAUUCAAAAAGAUCCAAGAUGGGGUACAGGGUUUGUAAAAGGAAAAUAAAUGCUUAUGAAACUGGGCAAUUCAAACCAAUACAUUUUAGGCAAACAAAGCAAAACACCAGAGGGGUCCCUGUAAAGGAGGACGGAUUACAGCGCAGGCAGGUUUCCAAUACACCCUGCACGAGGCCUAACUACUAGGCAGGCAAACGCGCCCCCUGCUGGCAGUCAGCGCCAGGCGGCUCCUCUGCCUGCCUUCAACCCCCGGGGGUGUAGUCCUGCCCUUGGAGAUGGGGAAGAAGAAUGAUCUCCUCGGAUAUGCAGAUUUUAUGGCCAUCUCUGUUCAGCCCCUCAGAAAUACGUUUUAUUUUCGGAGAAGAAAAUAUCAAUGUUAAAGCUACAUCAAGUCAAAACAACUUGCCAAUAUCUGCUCUCUGCUACCUUCUAAACCAAUUAAAUACCUUUCUCUGAAUAUUUUGUCCAUUCAGAUCUGAAGACCUUUGAAGACUGUGGUUUGAUUUUUGUGUUUACAUUCCUUUGGUUGGCAUAAUUUGCUUGACUUAUUGCAUUUUUAGUAUUUAUUUUAAAGCCAAAUGUUUUAGUCUUUUUUAUUCAUUUUUUAUGACACUAAUUCAUAAACACUUAGUAAAGUCUUAUGAGAAAUAAGUGGAUGAAGAUAUUCCAAGUCAACUCAGUCGACUGGGAAUUUUUUAAAAAUUUCAAUUUCAGAAAGGUUUGCAACCAAUGGAUGGCUAAAAGUAACCAUCUGGAUUAUUUUCUAGGAUAUUUCAAUUGACUCCAUUGUAUGGAAACCAAGUGUGAAUGUUAAGGUGGACUCACUGUAUACCCUUUUAUCAUCCAGUGUCCUUGUGCACAAGACUUUCAUGUCACUGGGGUCCUUCACCGUGUUGGUUCGUCCCCAUUUAGAAAGGCUGAUAACACGUCGAACCAUCCGAGAUCAGGAGUUCCAGAUGGGCCCUUCGGAAAACAAAAGAAAAUAGCCAAGAACAAAUGUAACAACACCGGUCGGUCCUUCCGGAGUGCGUCGGGACACGAGAGCAGGACAUUAACUCUAGUUGUUUUCGUUUCCGAAAUAUCAUAACCUCAGUAGACACCAGCAAAAAUCUCAGCUUUCUGACCCCACCGCCACUCUCUCCUCCACAAGUGAGACUUUAGCAACUUGUAUAGAAUUGGCUUGGGUAAGCAGACCACAGCUCCCCGUUACCCCGCUGGCGCUAGUGGUGAGUGCUGGUUCUCACUUCCUCGCCGGAAACUUGCACUGAGGACAGCGCUUGCCUUGGUCACACCUUCCCACAGCUCCAAAGUCUGGACCACACAACCAGGUAGACCAAGCAAUGGAAACAUUUGCACCACUGUGUCCCAUGAAAAUGUUUCAAUGUUUAGUUUAGAUAUUGCUAACUCGUGCUAUUAACCUUUUGACAAGCGUGUAGUAUUGUUUGUUUUGGGUUUGUUUUUGAGUUAUAACCAGUUAGUAGUCCCCGGCUAGCUCCCAGUACAGAUUUUACCCCAUGGGUAGGAUUCUAUUGUCAAGCCACAUAACAAAGCACACUAAUCCAGACACUGCAAAUGGAAAAUAUGAACCAAAAAGGAAAUUUACACUGAUCAGUUGAACAAACUUUCCAUUUUUGAUAUUUGCAUGCUCCCCCAUGGACUGGCUGUGGCAAUGUAAUGCCUGUAUAAUGUUUUCAAAUAAAAAUAAAUGCUUUAUGAAAGCACGGA
This is a messenger RNA of Neofelis nebulosa (Clouded leopard), 4866 nucleotides long. RefSeq names its product solute carrier family 35 member F1 (gene SLC35F1). The transcript has 8 exons. The record is from RefSeq and is a predicted model, not a curated record. Lineage: Eukaryota; Metazoa; Chordata; Mammalia; Carnivora; Felidae. Gene Ontology annotation, cellular component: membrane. Gene Ontology annotation, biological process: transmembrane transport. Gene Ontology annotation, molecular function: transmembrane transporter activity. Bases 526 to 1761 code for a protein of 411 amino acids.